AGCUGCCGUAAGGAAGCAAAGCAUCAUUAUUGUUUCUUUCAGUUCUCAGCAUAAAAGGAAGUAACACUUAAUAAAAGCCAUUGGCUGCAAGAUUUCAUAAGAGAGAGAGAAGCAGAGAGAAAGAACGAGAACUGUGCUGUGGAAAAGCAAGUGUGAUUCAUGAAUAAACUCUAGUUUGCAACCCUAUGGGAUACUGAUGAAACAAAUAGAAUUUUUACCAACAUGGAUAAUACAAGAACACAAGACACUUUUUCACAGAAUGUGUUGUGCACUGUAGCUGGAAGACACUGAGUCAACAGAAAAUCCCCAGGAGGCUUUACCUCAAAGUUGCUUUAUCCUGCUGUUCUGGACAGAAAAUAAAAUCUUCUAUGCUUAGAAGAUGAAUCUAAAAAACUGGACUCCAAAAUGAAUGACAAUAUGACCCUGUGCUGGGUAAAAAAUGCCAGGCAUGUAAGUUAAACCAGCAUAUUUAUUUUUGUGUGGACAAUGAGAACAUUCAGUCAGAUUUAUGCCUGGAAUGUCAGGAGAUAUCUGUAAAGCAAUUUGCAGCCACUAUUUGGCUCUUCCCUCUUGGCUUGAGCCCCCUUGGCCCUGAAGCAUCGAUCCCAUCUGUGGUGAGGGGGAGAUGCUGCUGUGGAGCACAGAGGAUGAAGCAGCUGCCCUCUUGGUCCAGCCUUCUCUUCUGGGUCCCCUGGCAGCCAGGAGCUGGUUUGUCACUUACACCUUGCAGCAAGGAGAUGAGAAUGUUUAACACUGUUAAUGUUUAAUAAGGACAAGUGUAAGGAAUGCUCAACAGUGAAAAGCUUGACUAGACCUGAAUGAAAUUUUCUGCUCAUUUGUAGGGGGAGCAGGAUUUCCACUCGACUUGGUUUUGUUGUCACAGGAAAUGAUAGAGCUCAGUGCAUAUUAGCUAUGGUCUUCACCUAAGUAAACUUGAAAUAAUGUCUCGCUGAAUUGUGCCAGCAUUUGUAAUAAUUGAAAUCAUAUGUAUAGCUGACUGACAGCUGGAUUUCUUGCUUUACGUCUCCAUGGGUGUAUGUGCACACAUUCCAGGAGUCUUUUUGCAUUAGAUUGCUGUCAUAUUAUUAUGAUUCAGGUAGGAUGGUCCACAGAAUAAGAAUAAGCUGAGCAAAAGCUACAUAGCUUGAAUUUCUCUGUAGGUUAUGGAGAGAAAGAAUUGUCAGAUAAUAAGAUGGGUCUUACACGCGGUGAAUGGUCACCUAGAGAAGCCCAAGUAUCUCCAUUGCCUGUACAGGAGUCACGGCAACCCAGUGGUUAAUUGGGGAACGUGACCUGGUGUGUAUUAGAAGAUGAGAGUCAGAAAGAAGAGACACAUGAAGAUGUUAACCUGUCUUCUCCUUGAAUGGUUACCUGAACUGCUUUGCUCUAUCAACUGUAAAUGACUCAGAUGACGUGGCUUUAACUCCUCUUUCUUGGGAGAUGCUCUGAAGGUCUGGGAACCUUUUUGGAGUAAUGAGAGUAAUAUUUCCACAACGCGGAGACCACAUGCAAAAACUUCCAUAUCUCUUAGGGCCCCUGUGAGACUGUGCUGGGUAAACGGAGAGCGGCAGGAAGCUCUGGAGGGGUCAUGUAGAGCACUGCAUGGGCAGCUGCCCACGAAUAAGCUAGAAAUCUCAUAUCUCACCACUAAACACAUUUUUUACCACGUCUAGACCAAAAAUAUAAAAACCUCACCCUGCACAAUAAGGGAUGUAUGGAGGAUGCCUGGAGUCCUGCACUCUUCCUUCAAUUGCGAGUGUUGAGUUUUCUUUCAAAUCACUUACGUGACUAUAUUGAGUUUUGGGUGGGUGAUGAAAACUUAAUCCGUUUUUUUUUUAACCUGACAGGUAAAUGAAUGCAUUAUUCAGGCAAUCUCAUAUAUUUCCUUAAUGUGCAUGCUUUAUAAUAGAAGCAUUUAAUUUUUUUGUAAGUUUUGCUACCCAAGCUUGCAUAAAAACAUUCUGUUUGGUUGCACCAGUCACUUUCUAUUAGGCAAUAUAACACAAUCUGACUUAGUGGCAUUUUGGCGGAUAAUAUGACAAAAACGGUUUCUUUUUAAGGAAAACAUGUAACCAAAACAAACACAAGAAUAAGCAUUACAAAAAUUGUGACAUGCUGAGAGAAAAGCCCCACAGAUAUAAAAUGAUAAAGGUCAAGAUCUGUUACUCAGGUCUUGUUUGCAAGAAAAAAUACCAUGCUAACGUGUGGCUGUCAAAAACCUAAGCGAGGCAGACACACUUAUGACAAAUAAUUUUGACAAUUCUCAUAAGCUGAAAAGUGCCUUUUUGCCUCUCUUUUGAAAUGUUUCCCUCCUGCUUUAAAUAUGUACAGAGACUUAACAAAGACAUUAAAACAACAGGGUGCUGUUAAAAAUAACCUGUACCAAGCACUGUCUUUUUUGGGCUCUCUGGGGAAUGUAUUAACUGUCAGCAGUCUAACUUAGUAACUAACCUUCCUGAGUUUGCAAUGCACAAAGUGAUUCACUUCUCUUUUUCAAAUAUACUUCUCUAUACAUUAUUAAGCAAAUUAAGAGACGUUCCUUGUUGCUUUCAUGUCUUGUGUGGAAUUUCAUUCCAGUCUAAGGGAGACUUUGGUGAAGGUAAGCAGAAUGAAGAGCUGAAUACUUCGUAGAGUCAAAAUGCAUUCACUUCUGCAAUUUUUGAAAAAGUUAAGCCAGGAAAAAAUCCUCAAAAUUAUGAACAUGGUGAAAAAUAAAGAAGUGAGUAUUGAAGGAGCUUUGCAUUUGGCACAGAAAGAGGUGUUUGCUGCAAAGGAUUCACAGCAUUUGCUAACUGGCUCACAGUUUAACUUCAGUAUCUACAAAUACAAACAUUAUCGGUGGCAGAAGCGAAUUUUACAGAUUGAUUUCAACACAGAGACCAUUUUUAACAUUGAAAAAGGAAUUAUUAAGAAACAGUUCCCUUUCUCACAAGUCAAAGCCUGUGAAGAUACUGAAAGGAGGCGCUUCAGCAUUGUGUUUCAUGGGCGACAAGAUUAUGAGCUGGAAGCAGUGUCUCUUGAUGAUAAAAGGAAGAUAACGUACCUUCUGAGCAGAGUUAUACAGAGCAAUUCACACAAGAGAUCAGCGGAGUCCUACUCUGAAAGACCUGCAGAAUGCGACGUGAUACAUGAAGGUCUGCUGGAUUUGCAGCAAAACACUUUUACAUCCACUGAAUGGGUGAAGUACUUGGUACAACUACGUGAAGGAGAAUUGACUUUAUAUUGCAUAGGUCUGGGAAGACACAACAAGAACACAGACCCUACAAGUACAAUUAAUUUGUUAAGUGGUAAUGUGAGUGUCAGCAAGGAGAAUGGAUGCAGUACCUUUUCAGUCCAGACCAAAGAACACAAUUAUUUGUUUCGAAUACCCUUUACUGUCCAAAAUAACAGGACAGAGGAUGUUAGCAAGCUCCAGAAUGAAUGGGUGUCUCUCAUAGAACGGUACUGCCUACCGCGCAAGGUUGCCUCACAGCCUCAGGAGGGAUCUCAAGGGUGCACCUCCUCUGAAUCUGAUUAUGAGGAUUUGAUUGUACCUCUGGGUGAACAGAAAGAGGAGGCUCUUCACUUCAGUGUGAGUUCUGCAACAGCCAGUUUGAGCAAGUCUUCAAUCCCCCAGACAAAGCCUGCAGAGGUGGAUACAGCCCUGGCAUCACCAUCUCUUCCACUUCCCAUGAGUAAGGCAGAGGUUCCACCCACCCCACCUGCACUCCUGAAGCCCUAUGGCCUCUCUCACCCAACAAAGAGAACCAAAGCCUUUCACUGGGAUGUUGUUCCUUGCGAUAAGAUUCAAAAAUCUCUCUGGGGAUUGUGUGACCCAUGCAAGAAAAAAAUUGAUGUAUCCAGACUCUGUGAUCAGUUCCAGAUCCAGGACGUGGCAGUGUUUUCAGGCAACGAACCUCCAGUGAAUCAGCACAUCAUGUUAGAUCAAAAAGUUGCACAUAACUUCAACAUUUUUCUCAAAAGUUUCCGUGUGAAACCAAGCGAAUUGAAAGAAAAACUAUACAUUAUACAUGAAGAGAGUGGUGGACUUACAGAUGAGCAGAUAACAGCACUAAGAAGAUAUAUGCCAACACCAAAAGACACAGAAAGGUACCUGUCGUUCAAGGGAUCUCCUUCAGAUCUGCAUGUGGUUGAUCAGUUCAUGUUGGAGAUGUGUAAAAUUCCCCACUUAGGCCAGAGGUUGGAUCUCCUGCUUACCAUACGUGAGCUCCCUGUCAGCAUGAGAGAUUUGGAGCCUCUAAUAAACCAGAAAAUCCAAGCGAGUAAGCAGCUGCAAUCCAGCCAGAAAUUUGUUGCUGUCUUGGAGUACAUUUUAGCCAUUGGGAACUAUUUAAAUGAAAAGGCUGGAAAAGAAAAAGCCAAAGGAUUUCGAUUGUCAUCUUUGACCAAAUUGGCUUUGCUACGGGGUAAGGAGAGGACGUUCACCUUGCUUCAUGCCCUUGUGGAGCAGAUCUUCUUACAUGAGCCUGAUUUGGCUAAAUUUUCUCAGGAGUUGACAGAAUUUGAAGCUGUUCCUGAUGCUUCCAUGAAGGGCCUCAGUGCUGAAGUUGAUGUUUUAAGAAAAGAAUUGGAAAAUGUUAUUCAGUGCAGUCGGCUUAUUAAACCCAAGACAAUCAAGGCAACACCCCAGGAGUCACAGUUCUGCAAGGAACUAAAGGAUUUAAUUCAGAAAUAUGAAGGGGAUCUAUCCCAGCUGUCAAAAAGAUGUGAUGAAAUGAAGAAGCUUUAUAGCAACAUACUGGUAAAAUUUGGGGAGCCACAAGACCUAGACUCUCAAGAACUAUUUGGAUGGAUAUCUUCAUUCAUUAGUGAGUUUAGGAAGGCCUGUGGUGAAGUCAUGACAUAAGGACAACACAAAACUUAUAAGGAGGUGAGGGAGUGAGAAGUCCAGGAAAUGAUGUUCAAGUCAAUUAAUUUGAAAGUUUCUCUAUUAAUAAGUAGCACAUAAGCAGUAUAGAGUCUGUACAGCAGUAUACCUUGAUUUUAAGAGAUAUUCAAUUCAUAAUGUGUAAUUUGUAAGUGGUAUUUGACCUGUAGGAUCAUAGAUCCCUUAUGAGCCCCUCCCUCAUUUUCUCUGAUAUAUGUGCUUUUGUAACUUGAGAUGCCUGGAUACUUAAAGAGGAUACACUUUUGACAUUUUAUAACUUCACUUUCUAAUAUCGUACUUUGAUACCCAGUCUUCUGAGUUUCAACUAUUACUUUCAAUGAAUAAGUUUCAGUAUCGUGAUCUAAUGUUUAAUAUUUUUGCUGUAGUUUUCUAAAUGGUAUUUUACAAGUGUUAUUAACAUGAUGAAAUGGGAAGCUGUUACCCACAGAGGAGAAUAUCUAUCAAAAACUCUUGUUUGUCUUUCUGCUAUUAAAGUGUUGCAGCCUUAGUAUGUAAUUGAGAAAGCGUCUGUUUUUUAUGGCUAAUGUAAUGUAUUCAGGUAAAAUACUAUAGUAGUCAAUCAAUAUGUGUGAUUUGUAUUGGCCAGAGAAGAAAAAGAAAUAUGUGUCAUGAGGUGUCUAAGUAAUGGAUACUGGAGGCAAUUAUCCAUGGUUUUCAAUAGAGAAAAUACUUCUGUUGCAUUUAUUUGUUUUUAUGUAUUUUUAAUUAGAAUAAUUAUCCGGAGCUCAAAUAUGAGAAGAAAAGGAGGCCUAUAAAUGCAAAGAAAAAAUGGAUGUGUUCAACAUUGAAAGCAGAAAAUAGUUCUAGAAAGUCAUUGAUAAAAUUUGGCGUUUUCUCUACCAGUUUUGCAAACAGUGUUAUUUUAGAAAAAGUGGUUUACUUGACUUAUUUUUGGCCUGACUACCCGGGUCUCACAGCGUUUGGGUUUUGGUAGAAGUGCUGAACUCUCUCCCUGACGUCAGUGCUGAAAGGAGUUAGGACUAACCAUCCAAAAGGCUUAAGUACUCGCAUCUAAAAAUUACAUUAUUGCAACCCUGCCUCAGCUGGCAUAUAAAAUUCCUCUAUAGCUAGCAUUUAAUUUGCUGUUCUAGAUGUGGCCACUGCUGAGGUAUUUGGAGAAAGGUCCACCAAAGAGCCCAGGCACUCAUCUGCUAUGUGCUGCAAUACCUGGGUUUUUAGUGCUGGUCAUGUCAUGUCAGACAGUAAAGCGCGAUCACCAGGAAUACAGAGACAGUUGGACACUGUCUGGAAAGCAGAAAUAAAAGAGGCCCAAAAUGUUUUUCUCAUUGUGGCCUCAGUACUUUAAAGGGCAUCGCAGGCUACAGUUCCUGGGAGCUUAUGGCUUCUGAUGUGCCAUGACUGGCAGCACACCCCUAUGUGGAAAGGCAGAAGAGCAUUCCUGCAGCUAAUGUGGUCAUCAUAAAAUGAAGCAAAGGCUUCAUUUCACGUUUCAUGUCAACCUCAAUAAAUCUGCUGCCCUCCAUGGAUGCUCCCCUGGUCACAAGGGCAGGUGCACGUACCUGUUUCAAAAGAGUGCGCAGGGAUCACAAGUGUUCUGUUAAAAUUAUAGUUGCCACCUCUGUUUUGAGGAGUCACUGAGGGUGUGGAAUCCUGCCCCGAAGGAUUCAAAUUCUCAUAACCCUUCUCUUAAGGAAGUACUUUGGCCAAAAGCUGUGCUGAGCAGGCAGCAUCUCAUUCCUGGCCAGUGAGCGACAGCUUCAGGGAAACGUCUUCAACAGGAGGCAUCAGGUAUUAAGCAAGUGCGCUGACGAGCAAAGAAACAACUGCUCUUCCAGUUUUUGAGCAGCAAACCUGGCACCAGCUGUGAAUGCCAAUGGGCCUCACUGCUUAACUUGUCUGCCUUAAAUCCAUCCCUUAUCUUGGAGGAUGCCUAAGAAAGACCUUCAAGGAAGAGGUUCAACAAACUAUGUAUUUAGAAUGCUUAAUAUCAUCUUCUAUGCACCUACCUAUCAUACAUUAUAUAGAAACUGUCUCAGGUGAGACAGAGGAUGCCUGAACUAGAGCUCUGCAUUGCAGCAGCUGUGUGCCCGGUGGGUCCCCUCAGCUCUGUACCACCCGUGUCACUGCCCCCCAUGGGCUUGUGCACAUCUGCACUAACAAAGUGCAUUGUUUUGGCUUCUCAACAGGCUUGUCAGGACUCUGCUUCCAGUUGAGUACCUGCAGCUGUGUUUCUCAGAGGCAAAAAGAAUACAAUUAAAAAAACAAAGAGCAAAAUUGGUAUCCCUAAUACUUAUUUUACAGAAAAAUUGUUUACAGAAGCAAAUAAACGGAUUUGAUUUUAAUGAGAACGUAUUGACUAUGUUUGCCCCAAGUCAGCAUCAGACCAGUGCCAUCUGGUUGACACUGAAGUCAGUGGCAUCCAUCUAGGUAACAGGAGCUACAGCUUAGAUCACUCAUUUCUGAUUGAAAGAGGAAAAUUAAAUUGCUUUUAGAUUUCUUGCAUCUCUAUACCACAAUACCCUAUACAGUGCACAUACCUGAACUGUAAAUACUUGCGCUUUUCAAUAGGUGUUGUUACUGCUCCAAAAUCUGAACCAUCUUCAUUUAUAUGUGAAUCAUGUAACAUAAUCCUGAAUACAAGUGCCAUUUCCAUGGUAUCAAGAUCCCUGCAUCCCUGAACAGCAUUCGUGAUGGUCAUGAUAAGUUUCAUGUUUUUCUACCAUUACCUUAGCUCAGGAGUCCUGGGAAGUCUCUUUCAACUAAAUAGUUUUUUCUCUCCUUUUUUUUUUUCCAUGACUCACUUUUUUCUCUUAGUCCUUUUUCUCUGUUAUUAUAUCUAACAGCUUGUACUUGUUUUAUAGCUCAGCUGGCAUGGCCUCUUCCAAUUAAAAGUAUAUUCUACACAGUAGUCAAUAUAUGUGUCUUUGUGUGAAUAUCCUGGAGCAUUAAUUUUAAAAAUUAAUGUCAAAAUACCUUCUUGGCAAGAAGUUGUAGCACCUUCAGAGACCAUGAAGAUUUCCUGUGGAGUGGAAUCUUACUGGGGAGACACGUUUCAGUUUUCUUAAGCUGUUUCUUCAGUGCCUGUGAGUCUCUGUGACCUCCUGAUCUAUAUGUAAAAAUAAAUGAAUAGACAUUGUUCUCUACCUCACUCUUUUUUUCCUAAGUGUUAUUUUGCAUAAGACUGUGUUUUUCAGGUCUCUUAGUCAACUGUAGUCCUAAGUUUUAGUGGUAUAAGGAGUAAUAGUUGCUACGCCUCAACAUUUAUUUGGAAUUAUAUAGACAAGCUCUAAGUCUACACAUGGAUUAUAUCUGUGGAAUCCUUCCCUCGCAGCUGAUAGUUUUAUCCAUCAAACCUGUAGUUGCAAAAGUCAAAGAAUCAGGUGAGCCUUCUGUUUGUGGAAACUAAUACAAUUGGGAGCACUACAGGUAGCAACCCAUAAUAACUGUAUUAUUUAUACAUCUGGAUUGUUUCCCUACCUAAACUACCAUUUGGCAUAUUAUGAAAUAUGAAAGCUUAGUGAUGAUAUUAUAUGAGCAGUUCUGCUCAUUAAAUUUGUCUCAAUAUUCGGUUGUGUGGAGUAAAGCUAUGGGUCAAAUGCUGUGCUGAUUCUUCUUUCACAGCAGCUCAGCUGUGUCAGAACUGCUUGCUCCAGAAGGAAACAGGGAUCUCUUUUGAUAGUUUCUUUCCUUAAAAUGCACACUACUGGUAGUAUGUGCAGCACUUCAGCAAGAGCAGGAGAGAGAAUUUCUGGAUCCCAUAGUAAACAUUAAUUGUCUCCAGCAAAAAUGUGACUGAGAGAAGCCCCACGUCCUGGGCUUGGAGCUCCCCAGACAGAACUCUGGCUUCAUCCUCUACCCGAUGUCUCUGUGCAUUCAAAUCUGCCCUGAGAAAUGCUGUAGGAAAUGGAGCUCAUGUAGACACAUUUCACAGAGCUGACCUGAGCUCCCAGAGGGGCCGGUCUUACAUGCGCACCAGCACUCUCAAGGGUUUUCCGAUAAUUCAGUUUGAAAUGCGAGUAUCUGCCCCCAGAGGCAGAAACUUCCCAGGGUUUCCUCCAACCAAAAAUGUAGAGAGAGGAGAUUAUCCGGCACUAGACUUGGCAGAAAAAAUUUAACUUCCAUAAAGCAACAAUUAUAUCCUAGGACAGUGGCUGAACUUUGUUUUCCAAUUUUCAUUUUGUUUUCUUUCCUAUUUGAACUGCCAGAAGAUGAGGCACCAGGCGGAGUGCCCCUGCUCAUUUGUGUAAAUGAACAGUAAAGCAAAAAUAAAAACUGUGGUCACUUGGAAGGUGUUCUAUGGAUAAAAGCUUUGAAGACUCUUAUGUAUGCUGGUUUUCCAGAUUGAAUUAGUGCUUUUUAAAUACAAACACCAAUUGUAGAAGAAGAAUAUUGUGUUAGACAAAGUGAAUAAAAACAUGGGGUCUCUAAAAGGGAACCUGUUGGGUACUCACUGUACAAUAACUAAAGCUUGAAAAUAUCCUUAGAAAAUACUCACUCCUGUGCUUAAGAAGUUGCUGCUAAUGAUGACUCAGAAGAAUCGCAAACAAAUUUCAAGCUGCUUGACUUAAAGAAGAAUAUAUUAAAAAAUUCAAACUGGGGGGCUGCUUUGAUGCAGGGCUGAGGUGCUCUGACUCAAAAAGCUCUUAGUGAGAUCCUUCUCUGCAUCGCUCACAGUAGUUUUGCUGUGGAUAUUCAUAGAACCAAUAUCUAAUUUCCUGCUUUUAAAGACAUUUCAGAUUGCCAAAAUGCUCAACUAUUAAAUUUUCCCAGCAAGCUAAACGUAAGUAUUCAUUUUUUUUACUGUUGCGUCUUGCUACCCAAGUAGAAUGUACCAGAAAUUGAACUGUCUACUCCCAGAGCAACAAAGGGAGAGCCUUUUAAUGAAAACUCCAACUCAGACUUGUGCAGGUAUGAAUACUUCAUGCAAAUAAGAUUCUAUUUAACAUUAACUUGAGUAUUUUACGUCACAGCAUAUUACUGUAGCUGAUGUGACACGUCUAAGAAGCAGACUGCGCUUUCUUGGCUACACUUUGAAAUGAUUGCAGGGGUUGAUAAAUGUGCUUAAGCCUUACACUUGCUGCCUGUUUACCGAGGGAUGAAUUUUGCCCAUUGAGGCUAUUUUAGGAAAGGACAGUCAGCAGCAAUUAAACAACAGAAAACUACAAAGUAGGUAAAUAUUGCUUUAAGCUCAUUUUGCAAAUUAGACAUUUGAAACAAAAGGUUUCAGAUGCUGAUUUUAAGUCUCGGGUUGUAAUUUAAAAAUGCUGCAAUGUCUUGAAACAUAAAUAACUGACACUCUUUUGAUUGCACAAGGAUAAAAAGCCUAGUGAUAUAUGCUAUGGUGAUGUCAUUUGCUCAUGAGCAUUGAACUAAAAAAAGAAAAUAACCCCAAAGCUUUUGUCCAUGAAGUUCAAGUACUGAUGAGCAUAUUUAUGCUAAAAUCCUUCUUGUAGGUCCUAGAAAUUUUCCUGAACAAACUCUAUAGGACUUGGCCUGAAAUCAUGUAAUUAUAAAUAGAAAUUUGCUUGACUCAGUUUCAAAGCAGGAACUUUUCUCAGCCAGUAAAUAAUUCCUAGACAAUAUCCCGAGUUGCUGUCAUUAAUGCUUAAAUUGAGGUUUGUUAUUUGUAAUCCUGACACUUAAAACAAUCUGAUGUCUCACUUUGUCAUCAGGAAUUAAGCUGAUUAGGAAAAUUAAAACCAGCCCAAAUCCUUUUGAUUAUGGAUUUACUGAACUUGCCCUGCAGAAGGACAACCCGGCUGGGAUGACGAGCAGACGGAUGCUCCUCUGGCUCUUGCAGCUUCUCACAUAGAGGCACCAAUUGAUUAUGCCAUAUCUGUGCGGGUGUGCUGGGAAAAACAGACAUUUCAGGGAAUGAAAUUUAGAGAAAAAAGAGUUGCGAUUCAUUUCAAUUGCUCCCACCUCUUCCCCUUGGUGCUGCGCAAAAGCUGCUGAGUGUAUUGAGCCACUUAGAGAACAGGAUGGGCUGGAGAUUGGGAUGGUCAGUUGGAAGGAGGGAACCGAAGUGCUAAUCACUAUUUCAAGAAAUGUUUGUAUAUUUUUAUAUUGAAAAUCCACUGGUUAAAAUAAAGAACCAGCACUGGUACAGAGGCCAGAGCUCUCGUCUGCCUCCCUUCGGGACAAGGCUGAGAAGCUGGACCCCCUGAUUUCUGUGAAAGUGGUGACUGCACUUGGACUUUGGAUCCAGUUCUGGGGACCAAACCUGCCGAAGUUAUGCAGAGCAUGUGUUUUGGGUGUGUAAAUCCUUUUUAUCAAUUUGUCUCUCCCUUUCUGUGAGUGGAUUGGCUGUUCUGACACUUUCCUUAAAGGGCUAGAAUACAUGCAAAAAAUAGCUGCUGUGUUAAAGCUUUUUUUAUCUGAAUCCUUUGAGACUUGGGUAACUGCUUAUGAGCAUUCACCUCGAUGAACUCAUCCUGUAGAGAAACUUUGAGCAGCCAUAGAGAAAGCUCAAAGCGAUUCAGUCAAGUGAAAUUUUGUUUACCUGCUGAAAGAGAGCAAAUGUUUCAAGCUGAAAAUCCCAUAGAUUAGUUUUGGUGUGAUGCUGGGAAGUUGGGCACUGCAAGUUAAGAAAUGACUUUUGGAGUCUCAGAGAAGGACACUCGUGCCAAGUCUUUGACCUCAGAGGGAUUAGAGAAUAUUAUCAGGUCUUUGGAAGUACUUACUGUUUGGACAUUUGUUUAGUUUUCUUUCUGUUUUCCCUAGUAUUUUUUAGCUUCAUUGGAGAGGAAAAGUGUAAAGAGUUUUAGCAGAAUCACAGAAUGGUGGAGGCUGGAAGGUCAUUUAGUCCAGAGCAUGGUGCCCAAGGCCAUGUUUCACGUGGUUGUGAAUAUUUCUGAUGAUGGAGAAGACAGAGAUUUCACAGUUUGUUGGUGAGUUUAACAUUUCUAGAAUUUAUUAGCUGAAGACCACAAGAAAGACAGAAUGUAAGAUCAGGACCCUCAUUUGCUUAAGAAAGUGAGUAAAAAAAUGACAAUAGAUUGUCACUUAGGAAAGAUACCUACCAGCUAAGGGAGAGAAAUUGGUGUGUUCAAUGGGCUUGAUUCCUUAGCUGUGAAAUUAUGCGUUGUUUUCUUACCUGCAUCUUUUAAAAUAAUUCGCUAUGACAAAGGUAAAUAAUAGCUAUUUAUUGCUCUUGACAGCUUUGCUUGGACAGAGUCAGAAAGAUCUGGUUAAAAAUUACUCAGUGACAUGUCCAGGAAAUUAUUCAAAUUUAAUGAAAAAAUACUUUUAAAUACUUCUUUUUUCCAUCCUAGAGGUGUCUGAAGUUUAUCUAUAGGGGUUCUAUAUUACAUGUAGUUAAUUAUGCAGUGCUGGGGUCCUCUGGGAUGAAUUUGCUUUCCUUAGGAAGUUGAGAGGGGAUUUGAAGGAGGACUCCUGACCUGGCUCUUGCAGCAUUGUGUGUUCCCAUGCCCUGGCUGAUCACCAUCAGCAGUAUUGUCUGGUUUGGCCUAAUGGUUUGCAGGAUACUUUCCGUGAGUCUGGUUUGUGAAGUACCACAUAUGCUUGCAAAUAAUAAUGAAAUGUGCUAUUUGUGAGCGGUUAUGAGAAUUUACCUUUUGGAUUAAUGGACAAGCCUUGCAGGACACAUAGGGAAUGUGUUUCAUCUUCACACUGCUGGCACAAUUUCCAGAUUAAGAAAAGAUGGAAGGAUGAAAGAUAGAAGUAUUAAUUUGGUGCUUCUGUACUGCAGCGGUGAUGUAUGCACAGCACACGGGUACACCACAAAUGUGCUGGCAAGCUCUAUAGGGGGUUGAGACUGCUGAAAAAUAAGGCUGUAUCUAACAUGAUCUUAAUAUUUCAUUCAGACUUCAGGAUCCGUGGAUUUUUUUGUCCUUAUUCACAUGUGAUACAUCAACAGGGAUAUUUGGAGGAGUCUCGGAUCUGUCCCAGUUGCCAAGGCAUUUCUAGAGAUUUGGAGAGCUGUGCCCAGCUUUGGAGAUUGGCUCUUACGAUGUUUAUCCUAAAAUGAGAGCAGAGAAAUGAGCUACUUGAAGGUACCAUGCUGUGACUUUUAUAAAUUUCACAAUAGCUUGUGAAUGUAGCAGGGCCGUCUGAUAUGAUCCAUGCUGCAAGGAGUCUGGAAACUAGUCUGAGCAGCAGAUGGAUGCCAUGAAACUUGGUAAGUUAAAACAUGAAACCUACCGUAUCUAAAAGGCCAGUCUUUUUCUUCUGUUAAAGUUGGCACAUCUCAAUAGAUGGCACUAAAAGUCCCAAGGCAAAGCUGUUCCCCGUGGCUUCCUCCCUGAAUAUCAUUGCAAGUCUUUCAGUAAAUCCACUGUCUUUAAACAUCAAACAAGCAAUACAAUCAAUGGACAGUAUUCUAAUUCACUAUCUUAGACACUUCUUUUAAUGCAAAUUAUUCCCUGAGCAACACCAUUUUUAGUUUUUUAUUGGUCCUUGCUAUGAAACCACUCAGUAAGAAAUCUAUCUGGGACAAAUCUUCCUGAGGGGAGGUAAUCUGUGUAUUGCAAUUGAUGUCAAAGGAGGUGCACUAAAUUACACCACUUCAGGAUCUAAUUUUUCUGUGGUUUCCUUGACACCAAAUUAGCCAACUAUAUCCACAAAAUGUAUUCAACAGUUUAAGCUAAAUUGAUUGCCAGCAGAUUGCUGAAAGCUUUGCAAACUCCAUCCUGAGUUCACUGUAACCACCUUGCUCAGUGAAAUGGGCUCUGGAGCUUGGAGCAAAUAACAAACCACGUUCCUUCCCUUUCCCUCCCACUAAAAGGGGAACAUUGUCAGAUUGUCCUGCCUAUUUCUGGUUUUAUUCUAUUUGGGCAAAAAUCACGCUUGCAUCAUUAAAAUGUAAUUGAAAAAUCUAAGAUCAUUGCAUAGGUCACUGCAGAGCUUUGCAACAUUAUUUAUUUUAUAAAAUUGCAUACAUGUAUCAGGUAAAUUCUUGUUGAAAACAAGAAAAGAACAGUUGUGGGUUUUUUGUUUUGUUUUGGUUUUUCCUGGACAUGGUCUGAAAUGUGAUAGUAAAACAAAAAUUAAAUUUUACUUUAUAACAAGUUAUAUAGCUGCAAGUACCUGCUAUAAAGGCAGUUAAUGUAUAUAAGUUGAUUUUAUGGUCUUAAUCCACCAAAGCCUUGUUUUUACAAGAGGGUUAAACAUGUAAAUUAGAAAAAGAAUUAUUGGAAAUACUUUGAAUCAAGAUAAACACAAGAAAUAUCUAACAAUUUGUGGGUAGUCUAGCCAAGAUUAAUGAUGAAAUUUACUGGCCUAUUGAUGUUGCAAACAAUUGACUCCUACCUAGUGUCUGUGAGGGAGUAAAAAGAACCUACAGGGUCAAAGCUCUCAGUUUUACACUGAUGUAAAUCCAGAGUAAGACUAUUUGACUCAGUAUAACUGUGCAAUAUUUCUAUUGAAGAGUAACUACAGAAACACGCUGCUGUAAGGAGUCACAGAAUCUGGCCAUGGGCAUUUCAGACCCUGAUUUGCACUUUGUGCUUGGGCCUGAAUUGUGCUCAGGUUUGCAGUAUUGACCAAAUAGAAGGUUGGGCUGUGUAAGAAAUGCUGAAUAAUGGCUGCAAAUGCCAGUGCUGUCAGCACAACUGAGCAGUUUUACCUUCACGCACAUGGCAGACAUCCUGCUGACUUCAUUUUCUUAAUCGCCUCUCAAAUUCACACAGAAUUUUAAAAUUUUCUUCCCUAAGAUGGCCAUCAAAACACAAAUCUGCUACAGCGCAGUGUCAUGGAAAUUCAAAAAGCCCGACAAAUAUAAGUAGAGAAUUGUUUUUCAUUGGUUUCCCUGUCCUGUGGCUGCAGAAAUUUUUGUAAAAAUACUAGAAGAUGGAAUGGAAUGAAUAGAGGUACAUUAGAAAUAGGCAAACAUAUGGAAAAAACUUACUUAAAAAGCUAAACAAGCUUGGCUUUUAGAUUAAAAUAAACCAAGGGAAAUCUAGGCUUGGUUCUGCAUCUGCCUGAAUUAAAUAGCAAAAACUUGCAUUCAUUUUAGUCUUUCCAGCAAUGCACAUAUAUAUGGCUGAAGAUUUUAUUAUAUUCCUAUAAGAUCUCUUUAUGUUUUAUGCCUAAAUAAAUGAAGUGAAAUUUACUCUAUAAAAUAUUUACAGAAUCUUCUUGAGAACCAUUAAGAUAAUUAGCCAGGUGAAUUCAUUUUGGAUUCGGCCACCAAACUGUUUAACUAGCUGAGAGCCACAGGACCAGCUGUCUCAAAGACAAGUUAGUCUGUACAGGAGCCAACAGCCAGAUGGAGACGACAGCCAGCUCAAUAUUUAGCCUGAAAGAAUGUCAAAAGAUGGUAAAAAGUUUGGCCACUCAGCUCCACAAACACAAAUUUGAAUCGUCAUCAGUUUUCUGCCUUUGAAUGGAGUGUUUUUGCCUCCUCUGCACCCGUUCACCUCCUGCGUCCUCCUUAGGGUGAGCUCAGCAAAAAGCCGAGUUGAUCAGAACCAGAGCUGGGGGUUUAAUCCUGGGAGGAGGUGAUGGGUGCUCAGCCAGCUCACUACAAACCUGCGUUCCACACGCAGCAAACAGAAAGCUCAGCUUAACAGAAGGGAUAUAUAAUUAGGAGAGAGAAAAAAGAAAAGGAAAGGAAGGAGGGCUCUUGUUACCGAGGGGUUAGUAGAAUUCAUAAGGCCUCUAGACACAAGCAAGAAGCUCAAAAGCAGGAGAGGAAGUCUGAGGCAGAUUAUUUCUCCCUUUUGUAAGGCAAAAUACUAAUUACACAGAGCAAGAUGUCUUUUUUUUUUUUUUU
This is a messenger RNA of Columba livia (rock pigeon), 15584 nucleotides long. Its product is annotated as delphilin. Bases 2639 to 4846 code for a protein of 735 amino acids. Lineage: Eukaryota; Metazoa; Chordata; Aves; Columbiformes; Columbidae. The record is from RefSeq and is a predicted model, not a curated record. The transcript has 18 exons.